UACAAGGCACUGUAUAUAACUUCGAACCACUGGAUACAGUCCAUAACUUGAUUAAAAAAGAUGAUUUUUCAUGGCCUCAAAGGAUUAAAGUAGCCCUGGAGCUUGCUCGUGCGCUUCAAUGUUUACAUGGUGCAGAAAAGCCUUAUUUUGUUCGCAACCUUAUUCCAGCUCAUAUAAUAGUUGAUAAGAAUUACAGCCCAAAAAUAUUUGACUUCUGUCAAAUGAGUGGGGGAGUUCUUGGUAAAAUUACUUAUGGGAACAGAGUUCUUGGGUUUUGUCUUGGCUAUGAGGAUAUAAAGCCUGAAGCAGUAGAUGAUCAAUCAUUAAUCUACCAUGAUGUCUUCUCGUAUGGUAACAUACUUCUGGGGUUAAUAUCUAAACAAGUUACCGACAUUUAUGAUGAUUUUAUGAUGGAUUUUAUUGCACAUGAAUGGGCAAGGAAGGAGUACAAGCCUAAAUGUUCUCUUGUGCAUCCAAGUCUUGUGAAAGACUCUGGUUGUCAUGCUGAUGAUGGUAUUGCAAUAACAGAACUCGGGAUGCGCUGUAUUGACCUUGAGAUGGAGUGUCGGCCAAGCAUGAAAGACAUUGUUAAAUCUCUGGAGGAUUUACGAAUAUGUGAACAGGAGGAUCUACAAGUCUGCAAGCAAGAGGAUUUACAAGUAUGUGAACAAAAGGAUUUACAAGUCUGCAAGCAAGAGGAUUUACAAGUUUGUUGACUCAUUCACGAUGCAGAUUACAUGUGAUACGUAGGUUAUAUUUGCUCUAUUUUUGUUUAUGAUGUGAUCUUUGAGAUUAUAUCAUGUCCAUACUGGUUAUCGUUUGUCUUUUUUUGUUGCCGAUGUGAUAUUUGGGAUUACUAAUCAUAUCCUGUCCAUUUAUUAAUGUAUUGAAAGUAGUGAAAUUGAAGUACAGUGGACAAGGUUGCGCCUACCAUACUCCGUAAGUUUACCUGAUAUAAGGACUUGGAAAUGUUUUGUAAUGAUUAAACUUUGCCUUUGUGAGUUCUUCAUCAUAAGGUCAAUUUUCCCUUAUGUUUGUAAUCAUACAAAGAGUAAAGCAAACGAUCUGGUGUUUAAUA
Molecule: messenger RNA, 1078 nt
Organism: Ziziphus jujuba (common jujube)
Lineage: Eukaryota; Viridiplantae; Streptophyta; Magnoliopsida; Rosales; Rhamnaceae
Product: receptor protein kinase-like protein At4g34220
Exons: 4
Coding region: 222-716 (164 amino acids)
Source: RefSeq, a predicted model, not a curated record